This is a messenger RNA of Porites evermanni, 14733 nucleotides long. The record is from the annotation of a GenBank genome assembly. Lineage: Eukaryota; Metazoa; Cnidaria; Anthozoa; Scleractinia; Poritidae.
AUGGAGGACACUUCUACCUUCCAGUUCUCGGUGCUUCCUGAGAAAAAACUGCAAUAUCGAACCAGGGAAGCUACGAAGGAGGACGUACCUUCCAUUGCUCGAAUGAUACAGGUAUUUUUCGAAGAAACUGUGUUAUUUUCUUUUGCAUUUUCCGAAUUGAUUUUUACUCGAAAGCUGUAUAAUUUUUCUUUGUCCAUGUCUCAAAGGGGUGAAAUACUUUGUUUUUAAAAUUUCAAUAAUUUCAAGAUAAUUUAUCUUUCUUUUUAUCAAUAAUACGAUAAAAAUCAGUUUUAUCCUGUAAACUUGCCCGUAUAGAAACAAUUAAGUGCGCCGAACGACCCUUCGCUUGAAUUGCUCAUCAUUUUUUUUAAUCUGAAGUUCUUCAAUCUUCUUUAAUCUUCAGAUAAUUUCACUAGGUUCUCUUAAAAAAAAUUGUUUAAUUUUUAAAUCUAGCUCUCAAACAUACAAAAAGAUUUACAAUCAUUCUAUAAUUGAGCUCUCGUCCGGUUCAUUGUUGAAUAAUAUUUCUUUGUCUGAUUUCUUUGUUACUUUCACGUAACUGAGUCUUGAUUUUUUACUGUGAAUGUCAAAAUUUGAUUUUUUUUUCUGUUUUAAUGUCUCUCUUUAACGUAGCUUUAUUAGGGCACACGAGAAGUUGGUUAGUUCAUAAUGUUAACUCUUUGACGUCCACUUUGGUCGUUUUUGGUCCAUAUGGACCCAUGCAUACAUAUUAUUCUUCCUGGACUCAUCAGGCUUUCUAGUGGUGAUUAGCAGAAUCAGCGAGGAUAGAUCUUUCCCUGGUACCUCAUUUAGCAAACUUUGACCAAUCUUGACAGAGAUACAGACUACAGACUAAAAAACAAGCAACAUUUGGGGGAAAAAUCCACUGUCUAUUUUGCUAUUUAUCCACAUUACUACCCUUUACAGAUUAAAUUUAUCCCAUUAUUGGAAAGAAAGCCAACCAAAUUUUCAUGCGAAUGAAAGACGAAAAAGUGGGCAACAAAAAUGGCAAGGAAAGGCGAAGGAAGAAAGAAAAGAGCGAGAAAUAAAAAAUCGAAAUAGAUUCGCAAAAAAACUCCUGAGCUGCUUGCAAUGAUUACAUCCAAUUAGUAGAAAUUUAUGUCCUUUGUGUUGGAAAUCUCUUUUUUAGCUAUUCCCAUGCUAACUAGCCGAAAAACGGUUCAAAAAGGAAGAUUUGGUCCAAAAUGCCAUUGGUUGACGGUAAAGAGUAAAUAGUUAAAAUCUGUUUAAAAAUUUCGGUAAAAUAAAUUUGUAUAAAUUAACAACAUUGCAUUACUAUCACUUUUUCGCGUAUGAGGUCAGAAUGGCAUAUUAUAUGAAGGGAAAAGCACGCUUUUAUGCUAGUAGGCAAGUUUUCUUUUAUCCUUGCUGAUUCAAAUUAAUACCAACAUCCAUGUCAGGUAUUUUUCUUUUCUUUUUUGUCAGUUGGAAACGCCUAAGGUUUUCAUUGCGAAAGUUAUAAAAGAAAAUUCUUGUCGAAUCGGUUCAAGUUAUCUCGAGCUGAAAACCACCGAUCACUAAAAAAAAUCGUUGGACUCCGUGUGCUUGGAAAUCAUGAUUUCUUGCAUUUAAAUUAAUCAAAUUCUCAUUUUUACUAAUCCAUAUACAUUAAGACAUGAUUUGAAAUACACCUUCAGUUCUACUAACCUGGAAAAAAAAACUUGCGUUCUCUGCGGCUUGUACCUUCAGCCAAUCAACGCUUUUGGACCGGCAGGAGUAUUUUCCAGAAUGCCGAAUGACUCUGAGUUAAGUGGUUAGGAUUAGGAAACUUGAGUGAAUUAGGUUCAAUUUAAGGUCAUAAUUAUACUGCCGGAAAACUGACCUGAUACUUGAUUCACUCAGUUUCCUAACCCUAGUGUUGUGAAGUGUCUUGAAAGUUAUUUUUAAGACAGAUUUGUCUCAUCUUUUAAGUUUCGUUUUUUGUUUUCAUUAAUUGGAUCAAGGUUAGUCUUGAUUUUGUCCACGUAGGUGUUUUCCUGUUUUGAUCUUUUGCUCUUACUUGUACUUGAAUUUUUGCUUAACUUGCGAGUUUACUUAAUGCCAUUUCAGGAAUAUUCCUAGCCUGCGAAAGCAUCCGUUUCUCCUUCGCUCUACGCCGCUGGGGACGUUUCGCGUUCCUCCUCGCGAAACGUCCCCAGCGGCGUAGAGCGUAGGAGAAACGGAUGCUUUCGCAGGCUAGAAUAUUCCUCGCUCGCCAUUAUCAGAUGUUAUUUUUUCAUAGGUGGUCGUGUUUGUGAUGUUAGAGCUGACCUUGUUACAUUAGUCUCGUUGAAGUUCCUGUUUGGGUUUGUUAAUCAGCGUUUUAGUUUUUCAUUGGUUUGUAGCCUCUCGCCCAUCGCAACCAUGUAGGUUCAGUAACACCAAAACAUUACCCACACCGAGGUCACCUUGACUUUAUUCCCACAGUCAGCUAACCCAAACAUGCCCAGCUUUGGUUAUAAAAACAGCGGCGGCUAUUUGACUGGUUAGAAAGGAGAGUUAGGAGUGAUUAGAGAAGUGGUGAGAAGAUUAAGAUUGUUAUCAGAAGUCAAAGAAGAAUAAAGACCAAGAUGUAAAUCAGAUUCCUGGUACCUCAUCGUGUAGCGAGCGAGUUGCUCGAACAAACCCCCACACUAGUCACUAAACCUCCGAGUCAUUCGACGUUCUGCAUUCUGGGUUCGGCGUUCUGCAAAAUACCCCUGCCGCUUUUGGACGGUGGCAUUCAAACCAGUUGUAUAGACUUGCGCACUGCUGUAAUGAGGAGCAUCAACAUUUUGAAUAUACCCACUGGAUACCAAAAGCAAACUAUGAUUUAUCGUUUCUUCACCAGGGCCUUGCAGAACACCUUGGGAAGGCUGAAAAACUGCAGAUUGGCGAAAAGGGUAGGUAGUGCCACGGAAAUCAUCAUGGUUCAGAAACGUUUUGUUAUUAUAAAGAUGAGAGGCAGAUUGAGCCGAAAAAAAAACUGUCCUCGAGUGUUCAAGCCCUGUGCGUGGAAGUCUUUCCCUUGCAUAAGCUUCGACUUCAAGCUAUUGUAGUUCCAGAUCACCAACGAAGAAAUUGUAGUUGGCUAAAAAUCUUAAAACAGUAAGGUAAUACCCACCCAAGCAGUGAUGCUGACCUUUUUUUAAAAUUUACCAAGCAGCCUCUUCGUAUGAUGAUGCUGUCACAUUUUGACAGGAAUGGUUAGCAACAAUUUUUUUUAAAUUACACAAAAGAUAAAUUCCUUGUUAUAACACCUCGAACAUGAUUUUCUAACAUGGUGGCAAACCAAGCUAGCGGAUCUAACGUGGCAGCUAUUUGCAAUGAUGAACUUCCCACCUCAUAUGAAUCCUGUUCAAGGCUCUCAGGAAUUCGUGUUCUCGAGGACUCGAUUAUCUCGGAACCUAUAACAGGCUACCUCAUAUGAUGUCAUCACUACAAAGUUGCGUAGCUCACUUUGAUGAAAAUUCAUCGAUGUCCUUUUUUCCGAUAUGCUUUUUGAAGCUAUGAAACAAAAACAAAAACGAAUUAAUCCACAUUUAUUUCCCAUUUUACCUGAAGUCCACCAUUUAUUUGCCCGGUGCUGUUUGCCCAUUUUUCCAGAGCUUUUGCGUGAUGGAUUCAGUGACAAUCCAUUGUUCCAUUGCGUCGUCGCUGAGGAAAUAGAUAAAAAUGAUGAAGAAAAUGAUGCGGAAAAUGGAAAGAUUGAGGAAGGUAUGAACCAUAAGUAAAUUGUUCAAAUACAGCAUAUGUUGUGGUUUGAUUUUAUCCUCGGUUUAAAUUUAUUUUCCUUUGUUUCAAAUUCAUUAUCAUAUAUUAACCUUACCCAAAAACAAACUGGACAACAAAAUUUAACCAAGGAUAAAAAUGAACCACAAUCUUAAAUUAUAGCGUCUUCCCGACAACGUAGUUUUUCAAAACGUAUAUCGCGCUAUUUUGCUGGAUAAAUCCAGCAGACAAAACAGUACUUUGGUAAGGACAAAACUCUCAUGCUACAUUCACACGGCAGCAGACGAAUUUUCGACCUGUUGUAAAUUCGUGCGUUUUGUGUUCCGUUCAUACGGAACCACCUUAACUGUACGAAAAUUUAGACGAACAGCUGUCCAAAGUUCCGUGUGAACAGGGCAAAACAAUUGACUGGAUCCGUGUGAACGAAAUGGCCGGUCAAAUUUUUCAGCCGGCCGAAAAUUCGUCUAGUGCCAUGUGAACGUCUCUUCUCACUCGGCCUGUCCCGAUUGGGCUCGUAAAAAAACAAAAAGUUGCUACCUAAAUCUAUUGAUCACUUUACUAGUAUCGAUUACUGAUUAUAAGAAUUCUUGAACAGAUGCAAAUUAAACGUCCAUUAAGCUUGUUGUUUUUAUGUUUUAUACAGAGUACAAUCCCUGUCCCAUUAAAAGGAGACGGAUGUCAAAUACGAAGAACAAAGAAGUGCUAGGAGUUGCCAUUUACUACUUCACGUACUCCACGUGGGAAGGUCCCGUACUGUAUGUUGAAGAUCUGUUUGUCAUUCCUAGUGCAAGAGGUGGGCGUGCACUCAUUCAAUAGUAAAACAAAAUACUCCGAGUUCUUGCGCCUACAAAAAAAUGCCAAUUUUUCUUUUCAGUAUGUAUUUAUUAUCACAAGAAAUGGAAAGAACCACCUUAAGGAUAGCUUUCUCUAUAGUCACACUUAAGGAUUAUAUUUCAUCCAAAGAUUCAAAAGUUCGAACCACCCUGUACAGCAUAACAAAUAGUACCACAGGAAAAUACUACUCAGGAGCCUUCAUUUGAAUGGUCACACUUGAGGAUUUCAUCCACAGACUCGAAAGUUAGAAUCACCUAGUAUAGCAUGAUAGAUAGUACCAGAGGAAAGUACUGCUCAGUAGCUUUCAUUUGAAUGGUCACACUUUAGGAUUCAUCCACAGACUCGAAAGUAAGAACCGCCUUGAACAGCAUAAUAAACAGCACCUCCAUCCCCUUUGUACUUCUCGUUAAAAAAUGUUGACGCUGCAAUAAAUCAAACGUCGUUUUGCCUUUUUAAGCAUGCUUCUUUGUUUCUAAUUUAUCCAAUUUAAAAAGUCCUAAUUUCGUUUCUACUCAGGUCACGGAGUUGGAAGUUCAUUAAUGGCAGCGGUGGCACAGGUAUCAGGGUUAAAAGAUGGUUUAAAAACUUUUAAGCGCAAAUAGCUGUAUAUUUAAAAGCGCAAAUUCGUUGUCUUGUGCUCGUCUGUAGUCAAAAAUUAAGUUUUUUGAAAAAAGCCUUCCUUUGCCCUUUAGAUUGCCAAAUCACGUGACUGUUGCCGUAUGCAGUGGGUCUCUCCCUUCUCGAAAAGGACCAUGGGGUUCUACUGUAAGCUAGGUGCAAAAAAUAUGGCGGACUGGACGUUGUUUCGCAUGGAAAAAAGUGGAAUUGAGCAGCUGUGUCUAAUCACGCGGUCGGAAACGGAAGCCGAUGCAAGCCACCAGAAAUAAAUAUAAUUCAACUAAAUUCAUUUUAAAAACCAGUAAUUACAGUAGUUCUCAAUAAACUGAAAAAUGUGCUUUGCGCUAAAACGUCCUCACGGGGAAGGUUAAGUUUCCCGGGGGGUACACCUUAUCAUGGCCUAUUCGGGGAAGCUCCGCCUGGAAGGUGUACCUUUUUGAGGCUUCAGGUAUACGAAAGGGUAGGGAUUUCAAUAGAUGAAGUGUAUAAAAUCAAGGGAAAUCUGUCAUUUCGGUCUGUUAAAGGACCAAAAACGGCUAACAGACUAUUUUAUGGAUAUGAAAGAGACAAGAAAUCUUCCUAGUUUAUUGAUUAAUUCAUGUUAAAAAUACGGUGUAUGUACAGCAGUUAAAAGGGAUGCAGUGUUCUUAUUGAAGUGGGUACUAUGUGAAAGGGGUACCAUUUGUUGUCAGUAGAAAGUAUACGAAAUGGGCACCUUUUCUGUCAUAGAUGGCAUAUGAAAGGUACGGGGGUUGGUCCCCGGAGCGAACCUUCCCUGUGUAAAACUUCAUUGAAUAUUCCCCCCCCCCCACCGGUUUAAGUUUGUUCCAAGCCAAUAUCAGGUUGAUUAUAAUAAGAAUCACGUUUAGGCCAACGGUAGGCGUCAGAUUCAAGAUGACAAUUUCUUGAACUAGGAAAUGGACAAAUUAAAACUGUCUAAAAUAAUUCUUAUGAAUAAAUCUGACCUUAAACUGCUUAUUCUUUGUAAUUCAAUGAAUAUUGGAUGCCAAGAAAAAGCAAAACUUGGUCACGUGGAACAAAUUGACGUUGCCCUUUUCCGUAAACGUGAUUCUAAGGUCAGCCGUCGAGAAUCUCUUCAAAACGCCGUUUAUAUUCCGACAGGUUACAUUCGUAACAGUAGAAACAGUUAUUAGUGAAUUUAAUUAUAAGCAAAGAGGAGUGUUAAUGGUAAAACAGCCAUAUGUUACAUCAAUUACAGUAGUUUUAAAGGAGGGAUUUUAGUCAAGAUUAAAAUUUUUCUAAGCAAGUAGCGACUUUUAUGGCGUGCGUGCCAUUUUAACGGUGUUUGUAAAUAUCAAGUGUAUUUUCUAGCGCAUUUGUAGCUUUUGUAAACUUUAUUUUAGUUCAAACUAGCAUGAAAUCACCUUUUCAUAUCGAUGCAAGGAAACCACUCUCGAUCUAAUGUGCCUUCUUUUUGCAAGAAGUUCUGUCCAGACACUGAAACUGAGCAACUUACAUUUGAGUAACGUCGACCAAACUCAUCUUUGGAUUAAUUAAUCCACAUUAUCACGAACCCCUGAUAAAAGAUAGCCAUGUAAAUUUCUACUUAAUAUUACUUGCUUUUAUAAGAUAUUUGGAAAUACAUUAUAAAGAGUGCUUUUAAAAGAUGGCUAUAAUUUUUUACUUAAACAUUGUGACAGUUCGGAUAAAAGUUGUUAAACUGUCGGUCAGUAUGUAUAGCCUGUAUCGCUGGAGGGUUUUUUAGACUUUAAGGAAACCUUUGCCUAAAUUUUGCUUAAUCUAAUGGACCCUAAUGAUGAAAGUGAAGGCGGGAGAUCUUGAAUUAGAUGUUAAUGACCGGUAUUUUUAACGGAUGUUUCCUUCCAUAUGUGAUGAUGUUUUCCUGACCAACUAAAACUGGAAAAAUAGAUAUUUAACGCCGGUGAUUUUAUCUCCCGUUGAUGUCUAUUUGAAUUAUUCAUCAGCUGAUAGCUGAUUCACAGCGUGAGAUGGAUAGAAGGAUAUAAAAGUUCAAGUUAUGAUGAAUUUGCCGAAAACCAGAUGUUCUAUUAUAAUUAUUGCGAAAAUAGAAACAGAUGGUCUGUAUUUUACAAAGCCGGCAAACUAAAUGUAAAACGGGCGAAAAAACUAAAGUGCCUUAAUUUUCUAAUAAUUGUUUUAAUUGUCAACGGUAGUUUUUAAAGGUGGCAUGUACUCAAUAUUUUUAAAUGUUUUUAAGUGGUAUCUUUCAGGGCCCCGUCCCUCGAAAUAAAUGGUUAAGUUCAACACGAGAUUAAACAAGGUUUUAUUGUCUAAAAACAUAUAACUCGAGCCUCCAAAAUACUCUCGAAACUUUUCUCCGAAAGGACAGUAAUUACAGCACAAAAUGUUACUCUAUAGGUAAUACAAAGGAAAGUAAAUACGAAGAGUGGAACAAAAUUUUAAUCCUGGUUUAACGCCAAUCGGCCCUUCAGGAACCGGGCUAGUGAAGUAGAAGCUUUUUCUUGAUUCGGUGUUUUAGGAAAGCAUUAUAUAACAAUAAAAGUACGUACUAGCAGAUAGUUCCUAAGUUGAUGAUAUAAUGUCUUACGUUGUUUGUGCAAACGAUAAGAUAAUCAAAUAAAAUUGUAAAAAUCUAGAUGAGACAGGGGCAUCCAACGAGAAUAUAGUUCAAAACCACCUAAACGUAGCAUUGUUAAACGUAUUUCACUAUUUAAACGGUAGAUAUAGGCACAUUUGUAUCCCCUUAAAAUUUUUCGUCUGUUCGGAUUUUCUAGCUGAAAGUCUAGUGAUCCGAAAAUUAUAGGGAUCAAAACUUACCUUUUCGAAAAUUCCAGCCAGAAAAAAGGUUCCGGAAAAUUCUAGGUGACCUUUUUAGGGUAAAAAUCCGUUAAAAGUAGGUAAUUAGACCAUUUUUUAGAUGUUCGAAAAUUCUAGGAGAGGCAGGCAAGCAAGAAAUUUUACAACAAAUGUUCCGAAAAUUCUAGAUCUCAAAUCGUCUUCCGAACAGAUAUUUUCCGAAGAUUGUCGUUGGGUGCCCCUGAUGAGAUAACAUUUAUUCGAUCGUCUGUUCCCUGGAAAGGUAUAAAACGAAGUCCAAGUUGCCCCUACGUAUUAAAUGAUUUUAAGUUACUUUUCGCUCAACUAUCACGUUUUACUAUUGUCAUUUUGAGUGAAUCACAUUAUUUUGCUUUCAUCGAGAUUGUGUUCUAGCGUUAACGUUUCGUGCGACUCCUGUGAUAGACAUUUACCACGAUAAAAAGUAAAAAUAUAAUAACAAAUUAACCAAUUAAUGAUGGUAAAAAGAUAUAAAGGCCUUUUCCAGCUCUUUUUUACGGGGCAUAACGAUAAUUUAAAAAGCAGGAAAAACAACAUAAAACGGGCAAAAUUAAAUUACGCAAGUUACGUUUAUCUUUGUUAAAUGAGUUUUAUCGCAGCUUUUAUAAUUUAGAUGGAUGGGGUGAUAGCAAAAAAAUGGAAACAAUUGCAGUCUGGCUUUUCUUGCAACAAAUCCUGAUCAAAACGUCUGCAUUUCAUGAGAGCAAAUCUAAAAAAUCGCGAAAAAUUAACAAGAAGUAAUAAUUAACUUGUGGGGCGCGCAGGUGGCGGAGAGUAGCUCAGAGAAUUUCGCAAUAGUUAAGCUUUGCUGCUUCGUUUUUUUCUUUCUAAAAACACAAGGGUACAUUCUCGAAUCUUUAAAAAGCAAACAAUACAACGCUACAAAUUACUUAAUGAACCACUUAUGACAAACAUAAGCGGAGAUGAACUAACGCGAGUAAAAUCCGGCACGUAUAAUCACUAAUCAGUUGCUUCUGCUAUUGUUAAGUGCAUUUGAUAAGGGUCUUUGUUGUUUCCAAGGUUGCGCAAUAAAUCUUGUGCUGCGCGCUUGCAGACUAAGGAUUUGGAAAAAUCGAAAAUAUGAUUCUUACUCGACUUCAUUUCUAACAUUUUCUGUUAAAUUAUUAAGUUAACUUCAUUUAUUGUAAGUCCUCUUGUUUCCCCAUCAGGGGUUAAUUUUAAAAGUAAAAAAACUACUGUAUUGACACAAUUUGGCACCAUUGUCUUUUUAAAUUCUCUAUAAUCCUGGGACAAACGGUAUUCUCGCCAAGAUAAUCGCUAAUGAAGGGGAUUUAAGCUCUUAUAUAACACGUUCCUGAGAAGCGGAUAAAGCCGGCAGUAUAUAACAAAACCCGGUGAACUUUUCCUCGGCAAUAAGGUAAAAAGACCUCGAUCGUCAAUGGUCUCUAAGAUACACACGCACAAACAAGGCUCUCAUUGGGCUCAAGAGAUUCUAUUGAAAAAAAAAAACUUUUUAAAUUAAAAGACCACAGAAUGUUUUCUCAAAUCUGUCAGAGGAGACAUAGCUAAAGAGAACAGAUCUCCGCAAGAUUCAUUGUAAGGUAAGUGACUUACUUUGCUUUUGUUUUUAAGAGACAGUAUUUUUUUUAACAUUCGUUUUAGGUUUUUAUAUUAAAAUAAAAAAUUCCCUGAAGUACAUGAACUACACUAGAAGAAAGUAAGUUUAUAGAGUUUAUAGAGAGCGCAAAAAACCUGACGGGUGGUUUGCGGAUAAAGUGCUAGAUGGAAUACACGGAUUAAAGUGGAUUAAUGUUAUCAAAUAUGAAACGUUAAGUUACUAGCCGACAUUGUUCCUCCGGUUUUGUGAUUAAACGUUCUCUUUUCUGUUACACUUCUCGUUGUGGAAGAUACCUAAGCAAACAACCAUUGAAAAAGAUGAAUACUUCGAAAUAAUUAUGACAGCUAUCUACAGAUAGAGCCCCUCUAGUAUGCGCACACUCUAUUCUGGUCUGAAAAAAUAUCUACUGGCAGUCACUGAUGAAUUCUCUUUUUCUCCAACAUCUUCAAAAGACUAUCCCGUUAUUACAAUCAACGACCACCUUUUCGAGCUGGUUCUGUGUUUUAUUUUCUUCAUAUAUGCGACCAGUAAAAUGCUUGGCUGAGAUGAUUGAAGCAAUCAACGGCUCUUACUGAGACAUGCUACAAAUUUUGAUUUUGUUUUUCACUGGCCAAGAAAAUGGCGCUUAACAACCAGUUGCAAAAAUACUUGAGACGCUUUACCUCAUUUUGGCUUAACUGGCCUGUUAAUGAUUUUCUCCUUGUGAUACCCCCUCCUCGCUCCCCUUAUAAACGUUCUUGUAAGCAUCAGGUGCAAGACCAUGCUGAAAACUUGGAGGAAUAACUUGGAAUGGAGGGGAGGAGGAAGGUGAGAAUUAUAUUUCACGGACGUGUGACUCGCAGGGAUUUAAAUUAAGAAAGGUCGCUUUUUCGUUGGAGUGUCUCAACAUUUUUGCAACUGAUUGUAUGAAAAUUGGCGAGAGGCACAAAAUUAAGUGAGACCCAAACGCCACGAAAGUCGCUUAAUGUUCGCCUCCUUCAAGCAACGUUUUCUUGUUAAUCUGAAUCAGGGGCGGAACCAGAAAAUUCAGAAAGGGGUGGCCGGCACACUUGCCCACUCGUCCGCUCUUAUUUUUCUGCGAAUUCUAUUAAAAUAAUACAAAAUUUCAAGGAGAAAGGGUGGCCGCGGUUCCCUCGAGCGGCCCACCACUAAAUCCGCCCUUGUAAAUAUACACCUUGACCUUAAGUUAGUAAAGUAAAAAUAUCUUCUGGCCAAUAAGUGGGGGGUAAUUCAAAUGUUUCUUUUCGAGUCUUUUUGAAUGCUUCGUACUUGACCUUGAAAUGAAUACUUGUAUCAAUAUGUAUAACUCUCCUCUGACAUGCAACACCAGUUUUCACCACAUUAAAUGCAAGUCACGGGACAAUAUACUGAUCCUGUACACCUUGGUGAAUUAUCGUAAGGUCGUGAGGGCGGGCAGUCGAAAGCUUCAGGGCUAUAGUUUUUUUCUGAAACCAAUGUCCGCCUGCAGAGUGACUUUCGAAUCCAAGCGCCUAGUUUAAACUUCAUUAUUCUCAAACGUAAAAGUCUGCAACGUAUUCUAAUUCACUGUUAUUUGGCUCAAACGUGCGAUCGAUUGGCACGUGUAGGCAAGACAUCUGUCUUACAUAAUCUACUAUAUAUAUAUUGUGCAGAUUUGCGCUUAUUUUGGACGAAAAUCGAUAUGUAGGUAUGACAAGGGCCGUUUUCCAUGCAUUCUGCAGGAUACAAUGUUACAAGUCUGCACCAAAUUCUUAUUUGUUUCACUUAAAAUGUAGCUAAAAAGAUAGAUUAAUUCUUCAAAUUUGAGAAUCUGCUCUAUAAUAUCUAAGGCAUCAUUUUCUAUAUUCCAAACUGACGAUUUUAGCAUUUAUGCUUUCCGAAGUAGUACUCAACAAUGGCAUAUUUAUAUGCGUUAAUUUCCGAUAAAUAUCUUCCGAUAAAUAUCAGUUUAUCAAUAAAUAGUCUGUCUCAGUGAAUUGUCCCCAGGGUAGAGAAUAAAGGCUUGGAGGUCGUGAUUUUCCUCUAUUUAUAAAAAGCACAGCAUGAGAGUAAGUUUUUGAAAUUCUCAUUAAUUAAUGGUCCACAUUGGAUGAUCUAAUUAGUAGUUGCUUUUUGCUUAAGAUGUUUUCAAUAAAUCACUUCUUCUUUUAUGUUAUGGAUCAAUUAGACAAAGCUGGGAAAAUGCUUCUGUGAAGACAAAACACGGGAAAAAACGAGACAGAGCAAAUAUCAACUAUUGCUUAAAGCUGCUAGAACCCGGUCUAAAGGUCAGAGUUUUCAUCAAAAACUGAAAUCUGUAAUCAGAAAGAGCAAACGUUAGCUAGCAUUUUACCUUGUCUCGAUUUCUGCGGUCCUUUUUAUUUCAAAACGUGCGAAAAGCAUGCUGUCUAGUCAGUCACCGUUUUACGGAUGGUAAAGUUUACGCAUGAGGGACAGACACGAUAUGUAAGUCAAAAUCUUCAAGUAAUAAUUUUAAUUAUUUGGAGCAUAAGUUAAUCAGGAAGAUCUCUAACAGUCGAGAUUAUUAAUUUCAUAUAAUGCGUAAUGAAUUUUGCAGACAAAUCAUUUAUCACGCCGAUGAAAGCGCAAAGGUGAUGCUCAAGUUAAAAAGGGCCUUACUUUCCAUGAAACCCACUAACAUUUUAGACUACCCUGAUCAAUACAGCACCAAAGUAAAUGCUCUCCGAUGUCUAUAAUUUCCCAUGAUUUUAACCAAAUUGUGUAGUUUUUGCCUCUCUGUUUAGCAGUUUUCAUAAUUUGAGUACAAAAAUUUGUUCUUAGGCUGCUGGCGAUUGUCACAUGUUUACGCUAAUAUGUUUUAGAGCUGUACUUUGGCAAAAGAUCGAAGUGAGUUGUAUUUGUUUUUGUUUUCGGGUAUGGGUAACCGCUAAAAAUUACUUGAAAUCCUUUUCGAAUCGACUAAUGAAUUUUUGAGCUCUGAAAAUAAAAUUUGUUGACAGUCCUUCUAUCACAACUCCUUGGGCCUUGUUAAAGGCAACUUUUAAAAAGGUUUUAAUUAUGAAAAUCAUGAAAGGUUCUGGGGGACAUGUUUUCUUCUGAUCGAUGUCGUCGAUAAACGAUUACUGAAUAGUUAUAGUUUAGUUAGAGUUUAUUGAUCUUCAUUAUUUACAAAAUUCAAAAUUAAAUUGAAUUAAAACAAAUACAUACACACAAACCUCCUCUGCUCGCAAAUAGAUUAAUGAACACAACCCAUUGUAGUGUCUGCAGACAGAGCUCGAUAGAGCGCCAUAUUUAUUUAUUUUAUAGGAUUCACCGCUGAAAAGACAAAGACUCAUCGACGGUGAAAACGAAAUAAUCCAGGUAACUUCGCUACCUUUUUUAUUAAUCGUCCACAACAAUUUGUCUUUUUGGUGAUAAUGACUACACCAUCGGUAACGAUAUUACUGACAAUAGUGAUGAAAAUAUUAACGAUUGUUGUAUUGAUAGUGAUGAUGAUGAUGAUAAUAAUGAGGAAAAUCAUAAUUAUGGUGGUGAUUAUUUAUGACGAAGAUAACGAUGAUUAUCGAUGUAGUAAAUUAUAAUUAUGAUGAUGGGAAUGAUGUAGCCUUUCUCUCAGACGUUACUACGUAGGGCUUUGUCGUUGGAGGAACGCGAGAUAAAGCCCUAAGAACGUCUGCUUGCAUGGUAGUCUAGUGUUGAUGUUGAUCUUAAUAAUGACGAUGAAGGUGAGAUGAUGACUAUAUAGUAAAAUCCAACUAGUGGUCUAUUUAUCAAUGCUGCGUUCUGAUUGGUUGAGCUACUACUAGGCUAUAUGUUAUAGCCCACUAGUAACGAAAAGCGCCGGGUUUUGGGGGGCAAAAAGGGAUUAAAGUUUUGCUUAAAGUUGUUUUGUCUCGAUAUUUUUGACCAACUAGUUGAAUUUUACUAAAACAAUUAUUCCUCUCGCCCUCAUGGCCUCUGAGUCAAUUGACUCAGAGCCCAUUCGGGCUCGAGGAAUAAUUGUUAAUGAUGAUGACGGUAAUCACAUAGAUAUUGAUGGUGAUGUUCAUGAUGAUGAUAUGAUAAUGAUGAUGAUGAUAAUGAUACUGCUGUAAUGAUGAUAAUUAUGAGAUUGCAACGCUGAUAGUCUUGAAAAUUUCUUACAGGUACUUAGCUAGUCCACCGCAGUCACAAUGGGACUCGGGGCGAGCCAUUGCGCUAAAGUCUGGGCCCCAACAGAGGUGUCACUAACCACCAUGGUACUCGCCAUUAUAUUCAUGAUCGCCACUGUGCCAGGGAACCUAAUGGUCAUCUUAGCAGUCCUGUUCGACCCAAACAAAAACCUCCGGAGUCCCUUUACUCUUUUAGUUGCAAACCUUGCUGUGACAGAUCUUAUUGUGGGUGCCCUUGUGGAACCCCUGUCUGUCAACACACAUUACAGAGAAUCCCAGGGAAUGUCUAUCAGCAUGUCCUGGUUUUCCCAGUCCGUGUACUUUCUUUGUUGCACGGCCUCUUUACUAAGUCUUGCGGCGCUGACGGUUGAUCGCUAUCUCGCAAUCACCAAACCCCUGUGGUACCGAACCAACGCGAGUUACAAGCGAGUUGGUAUCGCCGCCUCUAUGGUGUGGAUCGUAUCUGGUUGUUUCACUUCUUUGUUCUUUUACGUUGGGUUCGUUACAUACGCCUUUGUGUUUGCCAACAUCACCAUGUUCUGUACCAUCUUCAUUUUCAUUUUUUCAUAUGUGCGUAUUUUCCAGUACGCCAAAAAGCAGAUUGCCCAGAUCGACAGCCUCACUGAUGGCCAGUCAGAACACAACAAAGCCCGUCAGCGAGCUAUUGAGAUGGAGAACAAGCUCACAAAGACGUAUCUGAUCAUGCUGGGAGUCUUCCUGACUUGCUACAUCCCCUCUUGCAUCAUGAUCUAUCUCAUGAAUCUCUGCCAUGCUUGCAGUUGCUAUCUUAUUCACUGGCUGCGAGAUUUUCACUUUGUUUUCAUCACUAUCAAUUCUUUGAUCAACCCUUUUCUUUACGCAUUUCGCCUCCCAAACUUCAAGAGCGCUGUUAUGCGCAUGCUCUGUUGCUCUGGCCAAGUUGCUCCAGCACCCCGACCUGCCGUUCUUGCCAAUGGUCGUUACCAGGCCACCUCCGAAAAUCGGGGCCACUCGAACCAGGGAUCACGAGGGAAGGAGGAUGCCGUGCAAGCUUGGGAAUCUAAGAUGAAUAACGUCACUCAGCAAACAACGCAAGAGAUGUCUACAGUGGCGUCCGCGUAA